Toxotes jaculatrix (banded archerfish) is the source of this 3251-nucleotide messenger RNA. It is a transcript of the gene xkr5a, whose product is annotated as XK related 5a. The record is from RefSeq and is a predicted model, not a curated record. Gene Ontology annotation, biological process: engulfment of apoptotic cell; phosphatidylserine exposure on apoptotic cell surface; apoptotic process involved in development. Gene Ontology annotation, cellular component: plasma membrane. Lineage: Eukaryota; Metazoa; Chordata; Actinopteri; Toxotidae. The coding region runs from base 96 to 2039 and encodes 647 amino acids. The transcript is spliced from 7 exons.
GCAGGCAGCGGGAGAAGAAGGGAGCGGAUGUACCCAGGGCGAAGGAUGCCCGGGAUAAUGUCACCGUUUUAUUCUCUCUCCCACCUGUCCGUGUCAUGAUAAACGCUGCUGGUGCGGUUGCCCGCCGGAUGCCGUCGGCGGCCCGGCGGAGCGGGUGCUGGAUAGCGUGGUGCCAGGCGGUCCUGCUCGGCGUGUCGGCGCUGGUGAUCGUGGCAGAACGGAGCGCUCUGAUCUACUGUAUAGGGUUUUACCUUUGGAAUGAGGAGACACAGUGGGCAGGCCUCACUCUCGGCCUCUUUCUACCGGGGACGGCGGUUCAACUGCUGAGUGUGAAAUGGUACUAUGAUGAUGGUGAUGACAGGCGAUGUUACCUCUCUGUCAUACACAUACUGCACUUGGGCAUCUUCAAAAGGUUAUGGGACUGCAUGAGGUCUGUGCUGCGCAUGCAGGGCUCAGUGGCUGAGCUUGGAGCUGCUGUCAUGCAGCAGGCAGAUGUUGCUGCCCUUUGGCUGCUGGAGGCCCUUGUCCUCACAUUGCCUCAGAGCCUGCUGCAGGCGUAUGUCGUGGUGUCCACUGAUGUGGGCAUCAUGUCACCAGUGGCUUAUUGCUGUGGUCUGUGUGUGCUGUCUAUUUCCUGGGCCCUGGUGCUGUACAGCAGAGCCUGCUGUCUGAUCCGACCGGGCCACCUGGCCAUGCCUCCGGCAGCCCUGCUGUGCCAGCUGGUGUGGAGGGCAGGCAUGCUGGGUGCCAGGGUGACUUGCCUCAUGUUCUUUGCCAGGGUCUUUAACUGGUGGGUCUGUGGAGUAGCAGGCUUCCACUGGCUGACAGCCUCCUUCUGGCUGGUAUCACAGCAACCAGACAUCUGCACCGGCCCAUGGUGUUGGCGGGCCUUUAAUGGCAUCAUGGGGCUUGUCCACGUCUUCCUCUUCCUCAACGUCAAAGACGGACCCUCGCGCUUCCGCAUGGCCAGCUUUUAUGCAUUCAUGCUCAUAGAGAACGCCACUCUACUGCUGGCCGCCUCCGACUUCCUUAGCGAAGCGUCAUGGGACAGCAUGACCCUUCCCACCACUGUGCUGUGUAGCUUUCUCCUUGGUGCUACCUCUCUUGUCCUGUACUACCGCUUCCUCCAUCCCAAGUCAACAGAGAUCUCCCAGGGUACCAACCACAACCACAUGGGCAGCACAUGCAUAGAACAGGGGGAGUCCUCCUUCUCUCUUGGGGACAAAAGCUUGCCAGCUCCUUCCAUUCAAAACCAUGGCAGCUUCUCCCUCUCAGGUGUGGCUGGUACUCUGCUGGAGCACCCAGGAAUCUGUGGUGGCCGGCCUAACAGCUCCUGCCCUUGCUACCACCACCACUGGCUCCUGAUCCGCCUGGCCCUUAAAACAGGGGACCUGGGGAAGAUCAACAGAGCAUAUGGGGCAGGCGGAGCAGCAGCCAUACUGGACAUGGAGGAGUACAACCAAGAGUUUAAGAGUAACGAGGGCGUCACUAUCACAGCAGGAGGCAGCUGUGAAGGAAUCUCCACCUCUGAAUCUCAGGGGAAAGGCCUGGCACCCCUCUCAGACUGCAAAGAUGAGUUCCAGAGUGUGAGCGAACCCUCGUCGACCGAACAACCUGAAGAAGAAGACGACAGUCUGGAGAUGGAGAGCCCUCUCGAGUCACCCGCAUCAGAUUAUAAACGCAGCUCCCCGGAGGGCAAGUCUGUGUUUGGAGACAGUCCAGAGCCAUAUUUCUGCCCCACAGAGUCUAGUUCAACGUUGUAUUUCAGUGCUGACCCUCAGUCUCCCAGCAGCGCCAGUAACCCCCGUUUGGACAGGGACAUAGGGGCUCUGGAACAGGGUGUUCGCCUCAACUCCAUCCCUAGUGAUCCAGCCCUUCACAGAGAUGUCCGUGGGCUCAUGGGCCGGGUCGGACCUCGUUGCACUUCCACUCCUAAAUUGGACUCUGGAGUCCUGGACUCUCCUUCCAGUAUCCCUCAUCUCACAGGUCCAAGGAGGCAGCUCAUAAUGUCCCGGAGAGAUGAGGAUGACAGCUUCUAGCUUUCUCAUGACAGAAUCAGGGAAACAGCAACUUAUCCAACAUUAAAGGACUACACCAGGUUUCUGGAAAUUUCACCUCUGUAUACCCAUAAAUAUAAUACACUGUGGGCACAGCAUAUGCAGCAAUUUCGGGCUAAUGCUAAGCUAGCCUGCACUACUCUCAAAUCAUAAACUAUUUUCUAAAAGCAUUGCUUUGCCCAGAUGCUGGACACAGUGGUGAAACUUUCAGCAGUGUUUUCAUCAGACAUCAAGACAAUAAUUAAAGAGCUAAUUAGCCACAAGGGUAAUGUGUGGAGCUCAGACACACCUUCUACCUUACAUUAAACAUUUUUUUAAUUCUUUUGCCAGCAGCUAACUUCAAGCCUCAACAACCGUGCAACAAAAUGAACACUGGUUCUGCCAGGUUGUAAUUACAUGUUAAGGAAGUAGCCAUGAGUUAAAUCAAUAAACGUCAUUAGAAAUAUGCAGCUACUUUAUGAACUCAGACAGCUGAUGUUCUCUGUUGUUACAAACAGAAACUGCUGUGAUUCAUGUUAAUAAUUGUCAGCAGAUAUGAAAAUAGAGAAGUUAUUCCUAGAUCAAAAGGGGGCAGGAGUGUCUGACCUUUGAAUAUUAACCAUCUCAGCGUAAGCCAGAGCUUUGUUGGCUUGUUAAAAGCACAAGUAUCUUCUGUAUCAUACAUCUGUUGCUGUUAUUUUUUUGUUAUUCCCAUUUAAAAAAAACAACAAAUUCCUAGUCCCAUCAGAGAAUAAUAUACUGUAUUUUUUGUAUAAUCAUGUUGACUGGCAUUGCUUUGAGCAGGGCUAGUAUGUCAACCUGGCAAAACUGUGUUUGAUGUUUUAACUUUAUUUACAUGUUGAUCAUGUAUUUGCUGAAAUGUUUUCCGGAAUUUACAUUAUGUUGAAAAAAAAAAUGUCUCAGGCACUGACUUUAAACUCAAAUGUCUAUUGUGUAACAAAAGGUAAAAAAAAAAAAAAAAAAGAAGAAGCUUACUUGUAGUGACUUUUUUAUGUGCUCUUGAUUGUUAUUUAUAGGGGACAAAUGCAUUUUUGGUCAUUACUGUUGUGUAAAAGGGAUGAAAUCCAGAAAGCAGUGAAGUGAUGCUGGGUUUUUUUCUUGCACCCACGUGACUGCCUACAUGACAUUUUGAACUGUGAAGUGCAAGGCCACUGGUGGCUUUAAAUAAGCAAUAAAUAUCCUACAUAUUGGGGU